Sus scrofa (pig) is the source of this 14334-nucleotide messenger RNA. RefSeq names its product transient receptor potential cation channel subfamily M member 3 (gene TRPM3). NCBI's taxonomy places the organism in Eukaryota, Metazoa, Chordata, Mammalia, Artiodactyla, Suidae. Gene Ontology annotation, biological process: metal ion transport; monoatomic cation transmembrane transport; protein tetramerization. Gene Ontology annotation, molecular function: monoatomic cation channel activity. The record is from RefSeq and is a predicted model, not a curated record. Gene Ontology annotation, cellular component: plasma membrane.
CCUCCAUAUGUGGUGAGUGAGGCCCUAAAAAGACAAGACAAAAAACAAACUCAUCAGUUUCUCUGAGUGCUCAUGGAUGUGCUGGUACCAUGGUUUAUGACAGAUAACACUGAUUGAUAUCAGGAUUAUUUUCCCCUUAAUAUGCUGAGCCAGGGGCUUGUGGCUCUGUGAGGUGAGCAUUCUUGGAUUAUGUGCAUUGAUGUACCUGUAAAGGCCCCUCAUAGCUCCUUUUCAGGGAUUUUAUCAACCAAAGAGUGAACUUUCAGGGCAUCCAAGUUGCCACACAGGGUUUCAUCUUCUAAGGAGUUAUCACCUGUAUUCUUCAUUGACAACUAAAGGAAAAGGUAAGUAUUUACUUUGUUAUAAUUUGCUGACUUUUAUUCUACUGCCUAAUUGGUACUUACUUCUCAUAUAUGUCUAAUUUGUAAACUGUGCAUAAUCAUUUUGAUUUAUUUUUGUCAGGGGGAGGAAUCUGGGCUGAAUCAUUAUAUUUCCAUGAAAUGUCACUAAUAUUUUCAAAUCCAUGAACCUAGAUAGGAAGUGCAAAAACCCAGAAUGGAGCCUGUGGUUUUCUCAUUAAAUGGCAUUGUGUAUUGCAAAUAUUGUUUAGAGUCUCAUUUUGUUUAAUAUGGGCGUGUGAUUUCUGGACACAGAGAGUUGUUUAAAAAGAUAGGAAGUAUGCUCUGUGAGUCCCUUUGCUUAAAAUGACAAGAUUAAUAUUAAUGUGGCACUACACACAGGUGCACAGCUGUGGGAUCUUAGGACUCUGUAUUCCAUUCCUGUAAACUAGCCAGUUCCACAACCUGUGCUUAAUCAGACUGACCACUGACAAAUCAAAUUAUGAUUUUCAUAACUGGAACCACAACACCAGUUUUUCCACAGCAUUUCUCACCCUCUCUUCAUCCUUUUUAUUCCCUUCUCACCUUUUCCUCCUGGGAGGAUGCAGAAUUAGUCAAAUAGGAAGGAGGAUGUUUAAUUUCAGAAAGAAAUGAAAAUAAAUCUGUUGCCAUUGCAGCAGUUAAGCACCCAGACAGCCCUUUCCAACUAAGAGUGAGUUUAGGUCUCCUUCCCUUUCUUAAGGAGUAAGGUCAUUGUUUCAGCUUUUGUAAGUUUACAAUGCCCCCAACGGCCUUCUCUCAUCUGAUCAAGGACAUUUCUGAAUACAAGGACAGCUUAGUCUGAUAAAAUAACUGACAGAAAACUGAUGAGAGACUGCUGGCUUUCCCUCUAAUGAGCAGAAGUCAGAUAUGUUAGCCAAGGCGAUGUGGAGGUGUCAAAGAAUAUACAACCAUCAGUUUACAUAUCAUCCAUUCUCACUGGUUUACUGCUGUACCAUCUUCUAGGAGUGAAAGGGUAAACUGAAUACCCAUUCGUCUCUUGGAGAAAAAAAUGAGUUGAUUUAAGAAGUAUCAACCCUCUUGCUCUUUCAAAGAUCCUUCUCACCCUGUCCCUAGAGCACAGGUCCUGAAGGCUCUUAAUUGCGAUUAAAACAGCAAGAAUCACCUGGGGAGAUUUUUCACUAUCCUGAUUCCCAGGCCACAGCUCGGCCAAUUAAAUUAGACCCUGAGGAAUACUAGCAUUAAAAAAAAUUUUUUUUAGGUAACUCCAAUGUGCAGUCAAGUUUGGGAAGCCGUGAGCUAGUCUGAGAAAAAGUGAGAAGAAAUUAGCGUGGCGUCUGACAAGGAGAUGAAGCGCUACUCUCCCCAAGGAUACUUGAGCGACAGUUGUUGCUGCAAAGAGGAGAAAGGGAAGAAAGAAAAGGAAGGAGGACAAAGUUGUACGCUUCUAGUCUUUGUCCAAGUCAACUAGUCUCCACCCACCCAGAAUGGGUAACGCAGGCUUGCACUUGCAGCCUGGUGUGGGGUGAGUUUGUUCUACAGGCUGGGGGACUAGGCGGAGUGGGUGACUGAAAGCAGCUACCCAGAGGCGGAUCAAUAGCCCAAGGCGUGGGACGUAACUCCCCGCCCGGGAAGGCGGUGGCUGUGGAGUGGAAAGUAAUUUGGGGGCGCGAAAGGAAGCUGGCUUGGGCGCAGGUGGCGCUCGCAGCCCCAGCCCACGUUUGGCCAGUCGCGGGCGCAAGCGCAGCCUGGUGGCAGCGGCGGCGGUAACCGAGCGCAGGGCUGUAGCGGGAGCUGGCGGAGGCAAAGGCGGCGCCAACAGUGAGCUACGCGCAGGCAGGAGUGAGACCGGAGGCGAGAGGAGCGAGCAAGGGCUGGAGCGAGGGCGAACUUAAUAUGGGGAAGAAGUGGAGGGAUGCGGCCGAAAUGGAGCGGGGCUGCUCGGACCGCGAGGACAGCGCAGAGAGCCGCAGGCGCAGCCGGAGCGCCAGCCGGGGCAGGUUUGCCGAGUCGUGGAAAAGGUUAAGUUCCAAGCAGGGAUCCACCAAGCGCUCGGGACUCCCAUCUCAGCAGACGCCGGCUCAGAAGUCCUGGAUAGAAAGAGCGUUUUAUAAAAGAGAAUGUGUUCACAUCAUACCCAGCACCAAAGACCCCCAUAGGUGUUGCUGUGGGCGUCUAAUAGGCCAGCAUGUUGGCCUCACUCCCAGUAUCUCGGUUCUUCAGAAUGAUAAAAAUGAAAGUCGCCUCUCCCGAAAUGACAUCCAGUCCGAGAAGUGGUCCAUCAGCAAGCACACUCAACUCAGCCCCACCGAUGCCUUUGGGACCAUUGAGUUCCAAGGAGGCGGCCAUUCCAACAAAGCCAUGUAUGUACGAGUAUCUUUCGAUACAAAGCCUGAUCUCCUCCUACACCUGAUGACCAAGGAAUGGCAGUUGGAACUUCCUAAGCUGCUCAUCUCAGUCCAUGGAGGCCUGCAGAAUUUUGAACUCCAGCCGAAACUCAAGCAAGUCUUUGGGAAAGGUCUCAUCAAAGCAGCCAUGACAACCGGGGCGUGGAUAUUUACUGGAGGGGUUAACACAGGUGUUAUUCGUCACGUUGGAGAUGCUUUGAAGGACCAUGCAUCUAAGUCUCGAGGCAAGAUAUGUACCAUAGGUAUUGCCCCUUGGGGAAUUGUGGAAAACCAGGAGGACCUAAUUGGAAGAGAUGUUGUCCGGCCAUAUCAGACCAUGUCCAAUCCUAUGAGCAAGCUCACUGUUCUCAACAGCAUGCAUUCCCACUUCAUUCUGGCUGACAAUGGGACCACUGGAAAAUAUGGAGCAGAGGUGAAACUCAGGAGACAGCUGGAAAAGCAUAUUUCACUCCAGAAGAUAAAUACAAGAAUCGGUCAAGGCGUUCCAGUGGUGGCUCUCAUUGUGGAAGGAGGACCCAACGUGAUCUCUAUUGUCUUGGAGUACCUUCGAGACACCCCUCCCGUGCCAGUUGUUGUCUGUGACGGGAGUGGACGGGCAUCCGACAUCCUGGCUUUUGGGCACAAAUAUUCAGAAGAAGGAGGACUUAUAAAUGAAUCUUUGAGGGACCAGCUGUUGGUGACCAUCCAGAACUUUACAUACACUCGAACCCAAGCUCAGCAUCUAUUCAUCAUCCUUAUGGAAUGCAUGAAGAAGAAGGAGUUGAUUACAGUAUUUCGGAUGGGAUCAGAAGGACACCAGGACAUUGAUUUAGCCAUCCUGACAGCUUUGCUCAAAGGAGCCAAUGCCUCAGCCCCAGACCAGCUGAGCUUAGCUUUAGCCUGGAACAGAGUCGACAUCGCUCGCAGCCAGAUCUUUAUUUAUGGGCAACAGUGGCCGGUGGGGUCUCUGGAGCAAGCCAUGUUGGAUGCCCUAGUUCUGGACAGAGUGGAUUUUGUGAAAUUACUCAUAGAGAAUGGAGUAAGCAUGCACCGUUUUCUCACCAUCUCCAGACUAGAGGAAUUGUACAAUACGAGACAUGGGCCCUCAAACACAUUGUACCACUUGGUCAGGGAUGUCAAAAAGCGAGAAUAUCCAGGUUUCGGUUGGAUCUAUUUUAAGGGGAACCUGCCCCCAGACUACAGAAUCAGCCUGAUUGACAUCGGCCUGGUGAUCGAAUACCUGAUGGGAGGGGCUUAUCGCUGCAACUACACCCGCAAGCGCUUCCGGACACUCUACCACAAUCUCUUUGGCCCCAAAAGGCCCAAAGCCUUGAAACUGCUGGGAAUGGAGGAUGAUGUUCCCUUGAGGCGAGGAAGAAAGACAACCAAAAAGCGUGAAGAAGAGGUGGACAUUGACCUGGAUGACCCUGAGAUCAACCACUUCCCUUUCCCUUUCCACGAGCUGAUGGUGUGGGCCGUCCUGAUGAAACGGCAGAAGAUGGCCCUGUUCUUCUGGCAGCACGGGGAGGAGGCCAUGGCCAAGGCCCUGGUGGCCUGUAAGCUCUGCAAAGCCAUGGCUCACGAGGCUUCCGAGAACGACAUGGUCGAUGACAUCUCCCAAGAGCUGAACCACAACUCCAGGGACUUUGGCCAGCUGGCUGUGGAGCUCCUGGACCAGUCCUACAAGCAGGAUGAACAGCUGGCCAUGAAACUGCUGACGUAUGAGCUCAAGAACUGGAGCAAUGCCACAUGCCUGCAGCUUGCGGUGGCUGCCAAGCACCGUGACUUCAUCGCACACACGUGCAGCCAGAUGUUGCUCACAGACAUGUGGAUGGGUCGGCUCCGGAUGCGCAAGAACUCAGGCCUCAAGGUAAUUCUGGGAAUUCUACUUCCUCCUUCAAUUCUCAGCUUGGAGUUCAAGAACAAAGACGACAUGCCCUAUAUGACUCAGGCCCAGGAAAUCCACCUCCAAGAGAAGGAGCAGGAAGAACCAGAGAAGCCCACAAAGGAAAAAGAUGAAGAGGACAUGGAACUGACAGCAAUGUUGGGACGAAACAAUGGGGAGUCCUCCAGGAAGAAGGAUGAAGAGGAAGUUCAAAGCAGACACCGUUUAAUCCCCCUGGGAAGAAAAAUCUACGAAUUCUACAAUGCACCCAUUGUGAAAUUCUGGUUCUACACCCUGGCGUACAUCGGAUACUUGAUGCUCUUCAACUAUAUCGUGUUGGUGAAGAUGGAGCGCUGGCCUUCCACCCAGGAAUGGAUCGUCAUUUCCUAUAUUUUCACCCUGGGAAUAGAAAAGAUGAGAGAGAUCCUGAUGUCAGAGCCAGGGAAGUUGCUACAAAAAGUGAAGGUGUGGCUCCAAGAGUACUGGAAUGUCACAGAUCUCAUAGCCAUCCUUCUGUUCUCUGUUGGAAUGAUCCUUCGUCUCCAAGACCAGCCCUUCAGGAGCGAUGGGAGGGUCAUCUAUUGUGUGAACAUCAUUUAUUGGUACAUCCGUCUGUUAGACAUCUUCGGCGUGAACAAGUAUUUGGGCCCAUAUGUAAUGAUGAUUGGAAAAAUGAUGAUAGACAUGAUGUACUUUGUCAUCAUCAUGCUGGUGGUGCUGAUGAGUUUUGGGGUCGCCAGGCAAGCCAUUCUCUUUCCCAAUGAGGAGCCAUCGUGGAAAUUGGCCAAGAACAUCUUCUACAUGCCCUAUUGGAUGAUUUAUGGGGAAGUGUUUGCGGACCAGAUAGACCCUCCCUGUGGACAGAAUGAGACUCGAGAGGAUGGUAAGAUAAUCCAACUGCCUCCCUGCAAGACAGGCGCCUGGAUCGUGCCAGCCAUCAUGGCCUGCUACCUUCUCGUGGCAAACAUCCUGCUGGUCAACCUCCUCAUCGCUGUCUUUAACAAUACAUUCUUUGAGGUAAAAUCAAUAUCCAACCAAGUGUGGAAGUUUCAGAGGUAUCAGCUCAUCAUGACUUUCCAUGAAAGGCCUGUUCUGCCCCCACCUCUGAUCAUAUUCAGCCACAUGACCAUGAUAUUCCAGCACCUGUGCUGUCGAUGGAGGAAACACGAGAGUGACCCAGAUGAAAGGGACUAUGGCCUAAAGCUCUUCAUAACUGAUGAUGAGCUCAAGAAAGUGCAUGACUUUGAAGAGCAGUGCAUAGAGGAAUAUUUCAGAGAAAAGGAUGAUCGAUUCAACUCAUCCAAUGAUGAGAGGAUACGGGUGACUUCAGAAAGGGUGGAGAACAUGUCCAUGCGGCUAGAAGAAGUCAACGAGAGGGAGCACUGCAUGAAGGCUUCACUCCAGACUGUGGACAUCCGGCUAGCACAGCUUGAGGACCUCAUCGGGCGCAUGGCCACAGCCCUGGAGCGCCUGACGGGUCUGGAGCGGGCCGAGUCCAACAAAAUCCGCUCUCGGACCUCCUCAGACUGCACGGACGCAGCCUACAUCGUCCGGCAGAGCAGCUUCAACAGCCAGGAGGGGAACACCUUCAAGCUCCAAGAGAGUAUAGACCCUGCAGGUGAGGAGACCUUGUCCCCAACUUCUCCAACCCUAAUGCCCCGAAUGCGAAGCCAUUCUUUCUAUUCAGUCAAUAUGAAAGACAAAGGUGGGAUAGAAAAGUUGGAGAGUCUUUUUAAAGAAAGGUCCCUGAGCCUACACCGGGCUACUAGUUCCCACUCUGUAGCAAAAGAAUCCAAAGCUCCUGCAGCCCCUGCCAACACCUUGGCCAUUGUUCCUGAUUCCAGAAGACCAUCUUCGUGUAUAGAUAUCUAUGUCUCUGCCAUGGAUGAGCUCCACUGUGAUAUAGACCCUCUGGACAAUUCCAUGAACAUCCUUGGGCUGGGGGAGCCAAGCUUUUCAGCUCCAGUACCUUCCACAGCUCCUUCAAGUAGUGCCUAUGCAACUCUUGUGCCCACAGACAGACCUCCAAGCCGGAGCAUUGAUUGCGAGGACAUCACCACCAUGGACACUAGAUCUUUUUCUUCAGACUACACCCACCUCCCAGAAUGUCAGAACCCCUGGGACACUGACCCUCCAAUGUACCACACCAUCGAGCGUUCCAAAAGUAGCCGCUACCUAGCCACCACACCCUUUCUUCUAGAAGAGGCCCCCAUCGUGAAGUCUCAUAGCUUUAUGUUUUCUCCUUCGAGGAGCUAUUAUACCAACUUUGGGGUGCCCAUGAAAACAGCAGAAUACACAAGUAUUACAGACUGUAUUGACACAAGGUGUGUCACUGCCCCUCAAGUGACAGCUGACAGAGCCACCUUCCCUGGGGGUCUUGGAGGGAAAGUGGAGGACUCAUCAUGCUGCCAUCCUGAGCGAGAAGCAGAACUGAGUCACCCCAGCUCUGACAGUGAGGAGAAUGAAGCCAAGGGCCGGAGAGCCACCAUCGCAAUACCCUCCCAGGAGGGUGAUAAUUCAGACAGAACCCUGUCCAACAAUAUCACAGUUCCCAAGAUAGAGCGCGCCAACAGCUACUCAGCAGAGGAGCCAAGUGCGCCAUAUGCACACACCAGGAAGAGCUUCUCCAUCAGUGACAAACUCGACAGGCAGCGGAACACAGCAAGCCUGAGAAAUCCCUUCCAGAGGAGUAGGUCCUCCAAGCCAGAGGGCCGAGGGGACAGUCUGUCCAUGAGGAGACUCUCCAGAACGUCCGCUUUCCGAAGCUUUGAGAGCAAGCACAACUAAACCUUCUAAUAAGCUUGGCAGGAGGCUCAAGAAUCCAGCCCUAAAAUUCUCCCCCAAAUUCACCUGUUCCCUUUCCUUGAAACUUACCCACUUUAUUCUUAGCUGAGCAAAACAAGUAAUGCCUUGGGAAGUGUUAAAGGUGACUUCUGGGGCACAGAUCAAGAAAACAUGUAAUCUGGUGCAAUGCCAAACGCUGGGGAUUUCAGUCAUGUUCACACUCAAUGGGGCAGGGAGGGGAAAGAGGGAAAAGAAGGGUUGAGAGGAAUGUGUGUCACUAGUCACUUCAGAAAGCCAUGAGCUCUGGGAAUGAAUGGGGCAUCAAGUACUCUCCGUGCCAGGAGGCAUCUUUCCAUUUCUGACCAUUUUCAAGAGUUUUAGGAUGCAGGGAUAAAUUGCAAAAUAAAAUAAAGUAGCCAGCAUACAAAUGAGAUAUUCUAAACUUCAAUUCUGUUUUCUUUUCACAUUGGCUCCAUCACUGGUGACUGAUGAAGAGCAUCCUUUUUAUUCAGUAUAAGCCGGCAGCAAGCAGUUCUACCUAACGUCCCACAUCCUUCUCAUGCCAACACUUCUGUAAUUGAUCAUUAUAAAGAAAAAACAAGGUAACAGUCAUAGUUCACCUGUCUCUUAUAUAUUCAUUUCUGGUGCCACAACUUUGAUCUUUUUUGGAGAAAAUAAAGGGAAAAGAUAUGCCUUUUUGUAUUGCAAUCAAAAUGAAAGAAGAGUUAUGUUAAAAGCGAAUGUCAGGUGGUUUAUUAUAUACAGUGGGCAUUCAAGUAUAGUUGAGCAAGCUCAGGAUGAAUGUACCUAAAUAAUUUUAUAUUUUUUAAUUUAUUUUGUAUCUCACUUGUCAUCAAUGAAGCCACUCACUGAAUAUGUAAUAGUGAACUUAAAAAGAGAAAUAGUAGGCAGAACUCACCUAAAACUGCCGUAUGGGAUACUGUUACAUUCUCACCAUCCAUGUCAUGUGUGAUGCUGCUGUGUGACCUUCAUCAUUCGUAUGAGUCCACCAUGUCUUCUGAACAUCUCCAGGAUGUAACUGCCAAUUUUCCACACCACUCUUCACAUGGCCAUUUUGUAUUUGAAUUAUCCGGUUACAUGUGGAUAUUUUCAUACCUAGAGUUUUGCCAUUUGAUCUGAGCUCAGCAUAAUUUAAUUGGAGUUUUUCAAGGGCUGGUAUCUUUUUUAUGGAAAUGUUCCAAAGCACUUUUUAAGGAUGUUUCAAAACCAUAAAUAACCUUAGAAUUGACUGGGAGUUUGGUAUCAACCCAAAGCCAUCAGUUGCAGGCAUACCAUGAAUAUUUUUCUUAUAUACAGAGCUAUUAAAAAGAUACAGUAGACUAAAAUAGAAAGCAAAUAAAUAUACAGAGUUCUAUAGUAUAUGCUGCCUAUAUACAUAUGUAUGCAUUUACACAGAGAGACAUGUUAAUAUAUAGUAUAUAAACAGACACAUUGAGCUUUCUUAAAAGGCUUGGACUUUUCUAUCACCUUGAGAUAUAACCAGGAUUUUUUAAUAUCCAAGGAGUUCCAUUGAAAGAGUCCAUUAUAUUAAAUUUUGACAGAUGUUGAAAUUCUGAUUUUUAAAAAUCUCUCUGACCUUAGCUUUUCCUUGUACCAAACUAGAGUUGCCAACAUGACUCACUGCCUUCCUUCUGCCUCUUUUUUUCUGGAAGCACUUGCUAUCAUGCCAUCUCAUUUAGUCUGGUUUCUCCUGCACAAAGCAAUUAUGCCAAGUACAAUUAGAAUCAACAUGCAGUUCUAAACCAGAUAGUAUGAUGGACUCUAGAAUAUAGGCAUAAAUCUUUAGAUCAGAAUCUGGAUUUAAGGUGGGAUAAAAAAUCAUGACCCUCGUAUCUUCAGAUUCCUAUUUGGAUCACUGAUUUAAAAGAGAAUAAAAGUCUUUAAGGGAAAAGAUUUAGUGUCCCUGGGCCCAAAUACAACCUGGUUCUUUUGUUUAGCUGUAGUUGUGAACUCAGCUAAACAAACUCUCCUUAUGUGAAAUCAAAUAAACGGACAGAAUCUCUAGGCUUUAAAUGUUUAAAAUGAGAAACAAAAACCUUCUGAACAAGUUUUCAGGUGUAGAGAUAACUAUGGCCACAUAUAAAUAAUUCAAGAAUUCCUCUCAGACUCCUUGGAUUUAAGUGAAUAAGAAACAAGCCACCAGAGUUUCUCAUAUAUAAUUUCUCUAGAAACUGCAGUUAUAUUUUUACUGGACCCCAUUUGACUAUUUCUCCCUCAGCAAACAUGCAUUUGGUGAAAACAAAUCAGUUGCCCUUAAACUUCCUUGAGUCAUGAAUCUCUAUGGGGAUCUAAUGAAAACUCUGGGACCUCUCCCCAGGGGAAAUAAAAGUCUGUGCAUGCAGAGUUGCAGUAAAGGGUUCACGCACCCCUGGUUCCAUAUUGAUUGAUAAUUAGAAAAAAGGAACCCUGUCUGUUUAAAAUCAAUGCAGAUGUAACAGGCACUUUACAUUUUGAGACCAUUUCUCUGUGACUCUCAGAAAGGCCAAGUCUCAGCACCAGAGUCUGAACCAAGAUUUUGUUAUUUUGUUCUUCAGAUUAGCCUUUGCUAGUUUGCAUCCUAACACUUUGAUGAUUUUAAGUAUGGAGCACACUUACCAAGCCAGAAGUCUCUCUAAAUCUGUAGAGGAAUCUAAAAAGGAGGUGAGAUCUUUAUUCUUUGACCAUAGAGCAGAAUAACAGAGCACCUCCAGGGCCUCAUUCUGGACCAGAUUGAAAGUUGGAGAAUGAAAUUAUAAGCAUACGUAUUUCCAUUAUUAUGACUUCUAGAGAACAGAACAGCAUCUGGGAAACAAAGUAUUUGGCAAUCCUGACCUUGUGACUACCUGGUCCUCUUACUGUGCAUGAAGAUGAAGUUCUUACAUCUUUUGUGAAAUAUGAGAAAUAUAUAAGCCAAAUUUAAGUGACUUUAAACACAAACUGUGUAAUGAGCCAUUUCUUUCUUGUGCACUUCCAUGUGUGUUAUGUUUUGAUCCAUCUCUUUCCAUUUCUGGAAGUUCUGCUCACCAGUGUUGGCAUUGAUUCUGUGGCCUUGUACAGUCAGCUUGUGUCCAGCUCAUUUAUUUCACCAUGUCCCUGAUCGAGGGAACAUGAAUUACCUGUCUCUGUGAGUUAAGCAGCUCAUGAGCAGCAAGUUAUUGGAGAACGUAAAUAAAGUCAUAGAGCUCUCAAGGAAGUAAUAGCUUUGGUUUAAUCAUCUGCUUCUAAGGUGCCAAUUUUUAUAUACUACUAUAUGUAAUGAUUUGUUCUAAAUUGCUCAGUCCUUCUGGGGGAAAAGUGUAAGGAUGUUUAGUGAAAAUGACCAUGUAAAUUCUUGAUUGACCAACAUAUUUUAUAUUUAUACUAGAAACUCCCUCUUUGAUGGAUUUGAAUGAAGCUGGAAAGCUUGAGCAUAAUUCAUGACUAGUUUGUAUAUUUCUCCAAGCCCCAAAGUUUAUUAGGGGUAUGAAUGCAGCACUUUAUAGAACUGGAUUUGUUUUUUUUUUAAGUUUAAGCUUCCAGGUCUAGGAUAUUAUUUAGCACUUUGAAAGUUCUCCCUUUAAAAAAUAUAUAUCAGAAUAAUCGAAUGAGAAAAAUGUACUUGUAAGAACACAAAAUGUGUUUCUUCUGAAUGUUUCAAAUGUAUUCUAAACGAUGGUUUCUAUAGAUAAUAUUAUGGUAGAUAACUGGAUAGGACAUUUGUUCUACUUUCGGAGGCUGUACAGCCUAAUCUUUCUGAGGGUUUGGGCUGUUUAACUUCUAUAAUGAUAAUAAAUAUUAUCCAGUCAUCCAUCAUGCUAUAUCUAUAGUCUCUACCAUUCAUUCAUUGUGUUGGGCAAUGCUGUAUUAUAAAACACAUGUAAACAUAUAUGUAACCUGUGUUUAACUCAGCAUAGUUGUAGCAUGUGGUUGUAUUAAUGAACGUUACAGGAAAGCUUUAUAAAUCAUUUACAAAUCUGUAACAUUCAAUAAAGAAGCACAUGUUGCAAGGAUUAAUUAUGUUCCCAAUUCCACGUUAUUUAGCAUCCUCGUGAAACAGGCACUUUUGUUCCUGAUCUGCUUUAUGUUUUUCACAUUCCCGUAGACCGCUGUAAACUAUUUGUAUAAGCAGAUGUGCAUCCUCUAACAGCCCUGCGAGCUGUGGUAGGCAAGUUGUGAUUUUUGUGAAAGACGAACUGGCAUGUGAUGCAAAAGACUAUCUGACAAAUGAACUGAAAAUAAUAUUUUAAGCUCCAGUUGAAUUAGCUGUUUGUUUACAUCUGCUACCAAAUGUGGAAGCAGUGUACAGUAUUUUAUAAAUAUGUUCAUGUAGUAACACUAAUAUGUUUGUUUCUAGAUAAAGUGAUGCUAGUGUGUAGGUGGUUAUAUACUUGUUCUAGAUAUUGCAUUAUAACUCACUAUUCUUUAUCAGUAGCAAUGUGACUUAAAUGAAGUAAUCCCUCUUCAAACCCAGUUUUAAUUUCGUGGCAACAAAAUGCAUGCACUGCUUUAUGCAUUUCUUUUGACUUUUUAGAGGCACUUAACAUUUUACUAUUGCCUGUUGUGACACUUAAACCAGUGAGAAACUCAAAUUGUUGGGCUUCUUACACUGUUUGGGAAUUAUGUCCAAUUUUUAAAAAUUAAAAACAAAAAAGGAACCAAGGGUUUUUUAUUAUUUUUUAAGCUUUGAAGAAAUAAUAUGGAAUAAAGUAUUAACCACAGGGUGUAUAAUUAUGUGACCUAGAGACAGCUAAGCAACACCACUUGGGUUUACCAAGGACUAGGUGUUAGUGCAUCUGUGAUAUAUGAAAGACGCGUUUCUGAUUCUUUAGGGCCAUUGGGUACUAAAUUGCUAAACCAGAACCAAGGGUGAGAAAUCCGAUUGUGACAAUGUAGAAAUCCACAGAUCAGUGUGAAUGAAUCCAGUGAUACAACACGUGACCACCCUUCUAUCUGGUGGCUUUUCUCACUUGUGUGUGAGCCUGGCCUGGGAGAGGGCAAGAGAUGGGUGACUGACUGAGUGUGUGAUGAGCACUGGGUGACUCUGAAGAGUUUGCCCUUUAAAGAAAUCACUGUUUCAUUGUAAGAAGCGAUGCAACAUCAAGAAAAGAGAGGAGCCAGUUUGCAUAGUUUUAUAAAUGACUGCUCUUCAACAAGUAGAGAGAACUUUUCUCUCAGCCUGCACUGGCCUGAGCUUUCUCUUCUUUUUACAUGUCAAACAUUCCCUUUCUCAAAUUGGAGUCAACCAAAGCAGGGGUUGGUUCUGAUUUAAGGAAAACAAAAUUUGUUUUUUUUUAAUUCAUUCAAGAAAGUUGUGUUACCUUUUCUCUAAUGAAUUCCUUGUAGUGAUCACUACUCAUGAAAUCAAGACACGACAGUUUCUACAUGUCAUCUAAGAGAGCAUUUGGGUGGCUAAAUAAUCCAGAUGGCAGUGAGAGUGAGGUGAAUUUUGCCUGUCAUAACUUACCUAGUCUAACAGCCCCAUUAAACUUUGAGGCCAUUGCCUAUUUACACAAUGUUUGUGUGCUGGGAAGUGAAAAGGACAUGCAUGGCCAGAAGGCCAUAGGCUUUCUGAAGAGCAUUAAUGCCCACCUUGACCCAGGCCUUCCUCUGGAGCAGGCAGGCUGCUGAGAGCUAUGGAAUGCAAAGGACAAUUCAGCCUUGUGCCUGGAUGUGCAGCCUUCUCCACCCUCUCAACUUUCUUCCUUUCUUUUAGCCCCACACAAGACUUUUUUUUUUUUUUUUUUUUUUUUUUGCCAGACCAAUUGACUCAUGCUCACAUCACCUCAAUCCCCUAUGGGCUCUGGCACAGUAAGCCAAGACAGUGGCUACAGACAUUCAGACUGUCCAUCCCUCAUUUUCCCCACUAAUUUAGCUUUGUCCUCUCAACUCUGCCCCAUGCUCCUAACUUGCCUGGUGCUGGCAUCAGUUUCAUCAUUCUUUGCCUGUCUGAAUCCCAAAAGAAAAGAGUCCCUCAUAUCUUCACCCCAACUCCCCACGUAUCACCACUGGCCAUCUGCAUCUAGAUCAUGGGGUUGCAUACUCAAAUAGGUGGAGGACCUGGAUCCAGAAACAAAUGUGUCUACUGGACUGGUAAAAGACCACAGGAGGAAGUAGGGUUUGUAGGACAGGAGAGAACACAUGUCCUACUACAAAGACAUUCACAUUCAGAUUUGCAAACAUUGUGAUAGCCAAGCAAAUGUGUCUGCCAGCAGCUUUCAGUCCCAAAGCAAUAGUUUGGGACCUCUGAAUCAGAGCCUACCAGGAUCAUAUUCUUGAUUCCAACUUAGGGAGUGUAUACACAAAAUACACUGAAAAUUGAGGUGGGAGGGAAAGGAACUCACCCUAUUCAGGGUUAUUUCUCUUCUCCCAAAUGAUAUGUGUGUGUAUGUUUGCUAGCUGCAUCAUUCUGGACCCACAUGUAGGGUCUUUCUGAGGGAGAUUCAGAAGAAGAGUAACAUAGCAUAGUAUCAAGGCUUAUCUGCUUCCUGUCACUACAGUGUCUGACCUGAGUUUAUAUUGCUGCUCUUGCUGUGCAAAACAGUACAUGCAGUAUACUGUACUCAUAGCCAUUUCAUUAUACAUAUCUUAGAUUCUCAUUUGUACACAUUCUAACCAUAGUUUAUAAUGGGGAAGAUUAUUCAAAUAUCAUUUUUGAACAAAUUCCUAUAAAUAAAACAAUUUUGCAAUUGGGUUUCUUAAAGGUAUACACAUCUUUUCCUUCUUUGUGUAUAGAUAGACAGCGGUUUACAUAUCUAUCAGCAUUAUAAAUAUAUAUAAAUCCUUAGAGGAAUUGUUCUUUUUUAAAGGUCUGUUAUUGGAUUCACAAUGCACUUUGAGCUUGUUCGUUUAGAUAUAUAAUUCGAAGCAGAAGUUGGCAGAUACCACGGGAAAAACUUUCUGAAAUUUCUGUAACAAAUGUUUUGCAAUAAAAAAGAAAAAACCUCAGUAGUUCAAAACAUGA